Poeciliopsis prolifica (blackstripe livebearer) is the source of this 2009-nucleotide messenger RNA. It is a transcript of the gene cox11, whose product is annotated as cytochrome c oxidase assembly protein COX11, mitochondrial. The transcript is spliced from 6 exons. Lineage: Eukaryota; Metazoa; Chordata; Actinopteri; Cyprinodontiformes; Poeciliidae. The coding region runs from base 219 to 977 and encodes 252 amino acids. Gene Ontology annotation, cellular component: mitochondrial inner membrane. Gene Ontology annotation, molecular function: copper ion binding. The record is from RefSeq and is a predicted model, not a curated record.
AGCUACUCACUUGGAAGACCAGCCUCUCCACUUCACCAGAUACUCGAACUUUCCCUGCAGAGACACCCACGAGGGCAGUAAUGAGCCAGACGGGCGGAACUGCGUCUGCGGAACGUCUCUUCUUGCGGUAGGAGCCAAUUUCGUGUUGCACUGCUGAAUGUUUGAUAACCGCCUGUUUAUCGCUGAGCUGCUCUUCACAGCCGAGCCCCUCAGGUGAGAUGCUUCUGCCUCUACUGCUGCGUCCGUCCCUCUCGCCCCGGUUGACGGGAUGCGUCCGGGCGCUUCACGGCAUCUCUCAGAGGACCCUGCUCUCCCAGGGUGAACACUUGGUUCGGCGGCGGCCCACAUCUCGCCUCCCGACGAGGAACCACAGUAGAAAAUCGAGGGGUCAGGAGGAGGAGUGGAGGACCAGGAACAAGACGGUGCUGACAUACAUUGCUGCUGCCGGGGUGGGAAUGAUCGGGCUGUCCUAUGCUUCUGUACCUCUGUACCGCCUCUACUGUCAGUCGACGGGGCUAGGCGGCACGGCUGUUGCCGGACACAACACGGAUCAGGUGGAGACGAUGAAACCGGUGAAGGAACGCAUCAUCAAGGUGACCUUCAACGCCGACACGCACGCCAGCAUCCAGUGGAACUUCAGACCGCAGCAGACGGAGAUCUACGUGGUUCCGGGCGAAACGGCGCUGGCCUUCUACAGAGCCAAGAACCCGACAGACAAACCCAUCAUCGGCAUUUCCACCUACAACGUGGUGCCCUUUGAUGCAGGGCAGUACUUCAACAAAAUCCAGUGUUUCUGCUUCGAGGAGCAGCGUCUCAAUCCUCACGAGGAGGUCGACAUGCCGGUCUUCUUCUACAUCGACCCGGAGUUCGACGACGACCCGCGGAUGGCUCAGGUCGACACCAUCACGCUGUCAUACACCUUCUUCGAGGCGAAGGAGGGACAGCCCCUGCCUCUGCCCGGGUACAGUUACAGAUGAGCCGAAUGCGGAGACGUCCGCCGGAGGAACUGAAGGCUGGAAAGAGUCUCGUCAUGUUCGUUCUAUGAACAAAUAAUCUUCCACCUUCUGACGACCCUCCAUGAUAAUCCGAAUGUGAUCAUAUUGAGGCAAAACCGCGCCUUGCAUUCAGGCAGUCCAAGAUUUGUGUGAAGGUUUUGUUUUUUGUACUUAAUUGUACUUAAUUUUCUGUGCACACAUAUUAAGAAGAAGAAGAGUUAUGGGUUACGGUGACUCUCAUCCGGUCCAUUUGAUGCCUUAAAAGCAAGAAGCAGCAGAACUUGAAACUUGCUAAAAAUUCAGACUUCCGCAACAUUUCUGGUGCUGCUGAAGGACUGGAUGCUCAAAGCCGUCGAGAUGGAGCUUCACGUGAAUAUUUAUUUUCAGUCACCUGUCAGGAAGCGGGUCAAUAAAUCCUGAUCUGCGCUUCCUCCCGAAACAUACACCUGUGAUUCCUGUGGUUCCACCCGAGUGCUGCUGGUUUUUCCAUCCAACCGCCUCAGACUCAUCCAGCAACGCACUCCUUCUGGGGAAAAAUAUAAACGUCGUGAUCUGCACAUAUGCACCACGUCUGUCUGUGUUUGGUUUUUCUAUUGCUUUUUAUUUGGUUUUACCCACAAGUGGAUUUCCCAUGUAUGCAUAAGAAUGAGUAAAAAAAAAAAAAUGCAUAUAAAUAUAUUUCUUUAUGUUUAACUAUCAGUUCUGGGAUUGUUCAUGAGAACAUGGCUCAAAAGGGUGAACCAGCACAAUUUUAGGCAGAUGAUCAUGUUGCCAUGGCUGAUUGGUGAAUAAUGUGAAAUUCACAUAAAAAAAUAAUUUAAAAAAACUAAAACGAGAAGAUCUUCAGAAAAAAAAAGUAUAAACAAAUGGUAGGACAAUAAAGACGCGUUCUGUCAUUAAAAACAUAUAAAUCCUUCAUUGCUGAAGUGUUUUCAUGCGUUUAUCUGGGCUGUUUUUCCUCUGAAAUUGCUGUAUUUUAGCAAAAGCAAAAUAAAAUCAGAAAUAAUUUUUGAA